AUGUCAGUUCUAGCCUAUGGCUGUAUAUCAGUGCUAGGAUAUGGCUGUAUGUCAGUGUUAGACUAUGGCAGUAUGUCAGUUCUAGCCUAUGGCUGUAUAUCAGUGCUAGGAUAUGGCAGUAUGUCAGUGCUAGACUAUGGCUGUAUGCCAGUACUAGCCUGUGGAUGUAUGUCAGUACUAGCCUAUGGCAGUAUGUCAGUACUAGCCUGUGGAUGUAUGUCAGUACUAGCCUAUGGCAGUAUGUCAGUUCUAGCCUAUGGCUGUAUAUCAGUGCUAGGAUAUGGCUGUAUGUCAGUGUUAGGCUAUGACAGUGUAUCAUUACUAGACUAUGGCAGUAUGCCAGUGCUAGACUAUGGCUGUAUGCCAGUACUAACCUAUUAG
Molecule: messenger RNA, 381 nt
Organism: Pecten maximus
Lineage: Eukaryota; Metazoa; Mollusca; Bivalvia; Pectinida; Pectinidae
Product: keratin-associated protein 6-2-like
Exons: 1
Coding region: 1-381 (126 amino acids)
Source: RefSeq, a predicted model, not a curated record